CGGGAGGAUGGAGACAAAGUCAUGCGUCGAUCUGAAGAUGGACGCGUCUGAAGGAGGUCUGAAGGAUCUGGUUGCGAGGUGGUUCAUCGGCACUCAGGCACCGCUCGUUCUGCAAAAUGGAAACUUCCCUGACUGGUUUCAAGGCUUCACAGCAAGAAAGCAUGCCGAGGAUCUCCUACAAGAUAAAGCACUCGGCUCGUUCCUCAUUCGCCUCAGUGAUAAAGCCAUCGGCUACGUCCUGUCCUACAAGGGCCUCGGCAGGUGCCGUCAUUUUGUUAUAACCCAGAAUCAAGAUGGACGUUUUGUUGUAGCAGGUGAUUUCCACACCUACGACAGCAUCACCAAGCUGAUAGAGCAUUACAAAGUCAGCCCCAUUCAGCCUUUUGGAGAGUACCUGACAAGCAGUUGUCAUGAGGCAAACACCAGCGAGCUGUACGAUGUGGUGAACUUCAGCAGCAAAGGAAAAUCAGGAGUGAGCGUCCAAGCUCUGAGGAGUCGGUGGGAUCGGAAUAAUGCAGACAUGACUGGAAACAAUCAAAGGAUCCAGCAACACACUGGCGGCGUACACGGCAUAGUUCAACCCCCUGCCUUGCCGCCAAAAUCCCAAAACAGGAAGCUGACUGGAACAGUGUCUGUAGAUGCCAUCUCUCAGCCUCCCGCCGUUCCAAAAAGAGGGGCUCCAUUUGCCUUCUCGCUGAGUGCAUCACAAGGGAGCGAUGCCUCUCACAUUCGCUCUCAGCUGACACCCGUAGGGGGCAGAAGCAAAUCUGUACCAACCAUCUACCAAAACAGCAUCGAUCACAGGGAGGCGACUUAUUUAAACCAACAAAUCAAAACUCCGUCCUUCACCGUCUCUUCAUCUGAUUCCCGGAGUGUCACAUGCCAAACUUAUUCGCUUCACAACUGCGGAGAGCCUUCAAGGUUCAUACGCCCGAGCCAAACGGAGCACACGUCCAGGUCCGACCUGUGGCGCCAGACUUCUGAAGGGCCUGUACGGAGUUCGGCUCCUACGGGAACCAUCAUGUACGCCGAGCUUCAGCGGAAGCCAGCGAGUGUCGUUUUACCAGAUGCCACCUACGAAGAGGUCCCCGACAAGAGCAGUGAUUACGAGGGGAACACGUAUGAGUCGCUGGAGGACAUAAAGACAAAAUUGUCCAAAUCCUCCUGGGGGAAAAAUAACAUAAAGUGGAAGAAAUUCAUCCCAGAUUAUAAGAAGAAAUAAAUAACCCUAAACCAGACAACCAUCAACAGAAAAUGUAUUAAUUCUCAAUUAGAUACAUUACAACGGAAAUUUGUGAUUCAGCGUCUAUGAUUUUUU
Messenger RNA from Doryrhamphus excisus (bluestripe pipefish), 1318 nucleotides. It is a transcript of the gene sh2d7, whose product is annotated as SH2 domain containing 7. Gene Ontology annotation, cellular component: cytoplasm. The record is from RefSeq and is a predicted model, not a curated record. Lineage: Eukaryota; Metazoa; Chordata; Actinopteri; Syngnathiformes; Syngnathidae.